UGGGCCUAAGUGGGGCUAGACGCCGCAGAGGGAGUGGGCCUGCUGGACGGAGUUGGCGUGCGGUUUGUGUCCAGACCGGCUGCACCAUGUCGAAGGUUUCCUUUAAGAUCACACUGACGUCGGACCCGCGGCUGCCGUACAAAGUACUCAGUGUUCCUGAAAGUACACCUUUUACAGCAGUCUUAAAGUUUGCAGCAGAAGAAUUUAAAGUUCCUGCAGCAACAAGUGCAAUUAUUACCAAUGAUGGAAUAGGAAUAAAUCCUGCACAGACUGCUGGAAAUGUUUUUCUAAAGCACGGUUCAGAACUGCGAAUAAUUCCUAGAGAUCGUGUCGGAAGUUGUUAAUAUCUGCUGCUUGGAACAUAAAAUCCCCUUCCAGAAUAAAUAUUGGUAUUGUUAUUGUUGUAAAAUUGGAAUCAGGCAUUUGAAAUCCUAUGAAGACACCAAUAGUUGAUGAAGUAAUGAAAGGUGACUGUCUGUCCCUUCUUAUUAUUCACGCUCUUCACGUGAAGAGGGGCGGCUUCUGCGUUGAGGGUGUCAUCACCACGGAAGAUCACAUUACUACCUCACAGCACACACAGGUAGUUCAUUGGGGGUAAAUGGAUUAUCCAGCUGUGUCUUAUAACUGGAGGAUACUUCUGAUCAUUCUUUCUGAGAACAUUUGGAAAAUUAAAGUUUACUGAAUCUUC
Molecule: messenger RNA, 688 nt
Organism: Balaenoptera ricei (Rice's whale)
Lineage: Eukaryota; Metazoa; Chordata; Mammalia; Artiodactyla; Balaenopteridae
Gene: UFM1
Product: ubiquitin fold modifier 1
Exons: 6
Coding region: 87-344 (85 amino acids)
Biological process (GO): protein K69-linked ufmylation
Cellular component (GO): cytoplasm; nucleus
Source: RefSeq, a predicted model, not a curated record